Oncorhynchus kisutch (coho salmon) is the source of this 5609-nucleotide messenger RNA. RefSeq names its product signaling receptor and transporter of retinol STRA6 (gene stra6). The record is from RefSeq and is a predicted model, not a curated record. Gene Ontology annotation, cellular component: plasma membrane. Gene Ontology annotation, biological process: vitamin A import into cell. Gene Ontology annotation, molecular function: retinol transmembrane transporter activity; signaling receptor activity. The transcript has 19 exons. Lineage: Eukaryota; Metazoa; Chordata; Actinopteri; Salmoniformes; Salmonidae. Bases 845 to 2857 code for a protein of 670 amino acids.
GGAGGAUUUACCUCUUGGUCAUAUUAGGGAUAAUUAUUUCAUGCUGUCCAAACCAAGAGAACAUCUCAAGGGGGGGAAGAGAAGGGUCCAGGAUGUUAAAAGGUUGAAGUGGAUUCACCUGGUCAGUCUGUGUCAUGACAAGAGCAGAGGUUCCUGUAUGAGCCUUGUCCCAGUCUGGUUGGUAAUCCUCGUCUGAAAAAAGCCUGUUGUGGCGUGGGACUGAGAAAAGGGGGUGAGAUAGACAGACAGACAGACCCAGCCUGCAGUACGGAGCCGCAGCCUCGAAGCCAGGAGCCACUCAGCAAGGACCUGUCACAUCACAGUACUGCAGCCCCACAGAGGACCCAGGCACCUGAAGAGCGAGAGAGAAGAACAGAGAGCAAAAGAGAGCAAAAGAGAGGAGACCAAUCACAGGGUACGGCGAGGGCACCACACCACAUCACACCAGCCAGAAAUGCAAACACCACCAAACUUUUGGAGAAACGACUCAACUUUUUUCCUCUUGAUCAAAAGGAGACCUGUGCUGAGUUACAUAGUACCUGAUAGUUGGGUGAACAGCAGUGUUAUACUGUUCUAGAGUGAGUUCUAGGGUGAUCCGAGAGUGUUCCUGAGAGUUCCGGGAGAGUUCCAAACGUGUUCUAGAGUGAGUUCUAGGGUUAUCCGAGAGUGUUCCAGAGAGUUCCGGGAGAGUUCCAAGCGUGUUCUAGAGUGAGUUCUAGGGUGAUCCGAGAGUGUUCCCGAGAGUUCCGGGAGAGUUCCAAGCGUAUUCUAGAGUGUUCUAUACAGUGUUCUAGAAUCUUUUCAUCGGCCAUAGGAUCUGUGGGAACUAGAGCCAGACAGCAGGAUGAGUGCCACUGAAGACAUAGCAAAGGACUACUAUGACUACCCUGAUUGGAACAUGGAGAACCCUGUGCCUACCAAGGUCCCAGCUGAAGUAAUCCCACCAUGUGACCCUACAGCUGAUGAUAGACUCUACCACAUCUGCAUCUCUGCCAUUUCUCUGGUGGUCAUGUUGAUCCUAGCAUUCCUUGCCAGGAGGAUGAAGCUGGCGGAUGGGCAGAAAAGAAGUUUACUCAGCCCAGUGAACUUCCUGGACCACACGCAACACAAGGGCUUAGCUGUAGCAGUGUUUGGAGUGCUGUUCUGCAAACUGUUUGGUCUGGUCAUAGCACCAAACCCUCUUCCCUUCACGACAGACCAAGCCAACAAACAGUAUUGGAUUAUCGUCUCGCUGUUCUACUACCCUGCUCUGUACUUCCCUCUCCUGGCCUGUGGAACGCUUCGUAACGCCGUGGGGUACGUCCUGGGCUCCCUGCUUUCCUGGACUCACUUUGGGGUCCUCGUCUGGCAGAAGGCCGACUGCCCCAAGACACCAGAGAUCUAUAAGUACUACUCCCUGUUGGCCAGUCUGCCCCAGGUAUGUUGCCUGGCCUUCCUCAGUUUCCAGUAUCCUCUGCUGCUGUUCAAGGGCCUGAAGGGGACAGAGAAAACUACUGCUGGCGAGGACCUGAGCAGCAGCUACUACAAUGACUACGUCAAGAAUAUACUAAAGAAGAAGAAGCCUUCCAAAACCAGUACAAGCACAGAGAAGCCCACACUGGUGGAGAGGAUAACUGAUGCUGUGAAGUCCUACAUCUACAUACCAGAGGAAGUUUUCCGGUUUCCCCUGAAGCUGGCGAUAUCUGGAGUAGUGUCAUUUACCGCUCUUUACCAGAUGGCUUUGGUGUUUGUGGUCAGCGUGGUGCCGACGCUCCAGAUUGUCCGUCAAGGCAUCAACGAAGACAUCGCCUUCCUACUGGCCGGUUUCAACAUCAUAUUAUCAGAGGACAGGGCCGAAGUGGUCCGGAUAGUGGUCUACUACAUGUGGUGUGUAGAAGUGUGCUACCUCUCUGCGAUGACCCUGUCCUGCUCAGUGAACCUGGUCAUGCUCAUGAGGUCCAUGGUCCUGCACCGGUCUAACCUAAAGGGGCUGUAUAGAGGAGACAUCUAUAAUGUAUAUAACUGCCAGAGGAGUAUCAGACCAUCUCGUCCUGCCCUGGUCUGCUGGAUGGGAUUCACCAGCUUCCAGGCUGCUCACAUCUGCUUAGGUAUGCUGAUCCAGACCAUAGUGUUCUUCCUGUGUCUGCUGAUCGCUGUGUUCCUCAUCAUCAUCCCCAUCUUCCACGGACAGAACCUCAUGCUCUUCAAGGUCCUGGGGAACAUGUGGCCGUUCUGGUUGAUGCUGUUCUCAGUUGUAGUGGUCCAACAUGUCACCACCAGGUUCUGCUUCAUUAAGAAGUCUGCAGGGACACGGGACCUCCACAACAGGGGUAGUCUCUUCCUGCUGACCUACCUGUUGUUCCCGGUCAAUGUUCUGAUUGGUGUGGUGCUGGGGGUGUGGCGGCUGGUCAUCACGGCCCUGUUCAAUAUCGUCCACCUGGGGCGCAUGGACAUCAGCCUCCUCAACCGCAAUGUAGAGGCCUUUGACCCCGCCUAUCGUUGCUAUGCUCACUAUCUAAAGAUUGAAGUGAGUCAGAGUCACCCGGUGAUGAAGGCCUUCUGUGGGAUGAUGCUGCAGUGUGCCAGGCAAGACGGGGCCGAAAAGAAGGCAAGAGAUGCAGAGGAAGGCAUCCAGCUAGUCAAUCAGGAGAAGAAGCCACAGCAUAAGGUUUCCAUCUCUAAACGGGCACGGGGCCACUGGCAGCUCCUCUACACCCUGGUCAACAACCCCUCACUGGUGGGCUCCAGGAAGCACUUCCAGCGUCAGAGCAACGAGAGCUUCUUCAACGGAACACUCAACUGGGCUGCAAAAGAGGGGAUGAAGAAGGAGGCAGGAAACAUGGAGGCAGGGAAGGAAACGGAGGCAGUGACUAACUGAGACUGAACGUGUCCCCCAGGCUUGUGGUCAACUCCAUUCCAAUUCAGGAAGCAAACUGAAAUUUAAAGCUGCAUUAUGUAACUAUUUGGGUGACCUGACCAAAUUCACAUAGAAUUGUGAGUCAUAGAUCUGUCAUUCGCAUUGAAAGCCUGUCUGAGAAGUGGUAGCUCUGUUCUGUGUGCUAUUUCUAUGCUUCCCGUUCUUAAGUUUUGGUUUUGUACACCAGCCUCAAACAAGAUUUUUGCUUCUUAAAGAUAUUUCACAGUGGUUUAGAUGGUUUAGAUUUAUUAUGAUCCCCAUUAGCCGACGCAGAUGGAGACAGCUAGUCUAACUGGGGUCUGAUACCAUGGAGACAGCUAGUCUAACUGGGGUCUGACACCAUGGAGACAGCUAGUCUAACUGGGGUCUGAUACCAUGGAGACAGCUAGUCUAACUGGGGUCUGAUACCAUGGAGACAGCUAGUCUAACUGGGGUCUGAUACCAUGGAGACAGCUAGUCUAACUGGGGUCUGAUACCAUGGAGACAGCUAGUCUUACUGGGGUCUGAUACCAUGGAGACAGCUAGUCUAACUGGGGUCUGAUAGCAUGGAGACAGCUAGUCUAACUGGGGUCUGAUACCAUGGAGAAAGCUAGUCUAACUGGGGUCUGACACCAUGGAGACAGCUAGUCUAACUGGGGUCUGAUACCAUGGAGACAACUAGUCUAACUGGGGUCUGAUACCAUGGAGACAGCUUGUCUAACUGGGGUUUGAUACCAUGGAGACAACUAGUCUAACUGGGGUCUGAUACCAUGGAGACAACUAGUCUAACUGGGGUCUGAUACCAUGGAGACAGCUAGUCUAACUGGGGUCUGAUACCAUGGAGACAGCUAGUCUAACUGUGGUCUGAUGCCAUGGAGACAGCUAGUCUAACUGUGGUCUGAUGCCAUGGAGACAGCUAGUCUAACUGGGGUCUGAUACCAUGGAGACAGCUAGUCUAACUGGGGUCUGAUGCCAUGGAGACAGCUAGUCUAACUGGGGUCUGAUACCAUGGAGAAAGCUAGUCUAACUGGGGUCUGAUACCGUGGAGACAGCUAGUCUAACUGGGGUCUGAUGCCAUGGAGACAGCUAGUCUAACUGGGGUCUGAUACCAUGGAGACAGCUAGUCUAACUGGGGUCUGAUACCAUGGAGACAGCUAGUCUAACUGGGGUCUGAUACCAUGGAGACAGCUAGUCUAACUGGGGUCUGAUACCAUGGAGACAGCUAGUCUAACUGGGGUCUGAUACCAUGGAGACAGCUAGUCUAACUGGGGUCUGAUACCAUGGAGAAAGCUAGUCUAACUGGGGUCAGAUACCAUUGAGACAACUAGUCUAACUGGGGUCUGAUUCCAUGGAGACAGCUAGUCUAACUGGGUCUGAUACCAUGGAGACAGCUAGUCUAACUGGGGUCUGAUACCAUGGAGACAGCUAUUCUUAAUGGGGUCUGAUACCAUGGAGACAGCUAGUCUAACUGGGGUCUGAUUCCAUGGAAACAGCUAGUCUAACUGGGGUCUGAUACCAUGGAGACAGCUAGUCUAACUGGGGUCUGAUACCAUGGAGACAGCUAGUCUUACUGGGUUCUGAUACCAUGUUUUGUCCCUUUUAGUAACAAGGAAAUGGCAGAGCUCAUACUGCAUCUUUUAGAAUACACAUUUCCUUAUUGCUUUUCAAUGAGGGAAUAUUGGAAUUGGAAUUUCAUUUGACUGAAUUGGAAUGGCCUUUGUAGGUGUAUGGAUGGCUCUUGGGCAGAUUAGAACUGUAGUAUUAUAUGUCUAUGCAUUGAUCUGACUGCUUGCCUCUUUUUUUCAUGCAAGUUUCCCAUUGACUCCCAUUGAAUCAAUCAAUCAAUGAUUUCUGAUUUAUUUUUUUUGAAAAUGGAAGGAUUAGAUCUAAAUGUCGUAGACCUUCUAGCUCAAAUGCCUCAGGAAGUCUGUCUUCUGAGUGGCUACCUGUCUAAAUGGCACCUUAGUUCCUAUAUAGUGCACUACUUAUCAGCCCUGCUCCAAGGUAGUGCUACAUCGGGUGAUCGACCUGGAUGGAUGUGUGUUUUGUUGUCUGUCUCUUUGUUUGCAUGGCUCUGAUGGCCGUACAGAAUCUCUAGUCUAGCAGGAAAGGUCGUGUGGCACUGAACUCCUGUCUGACCAUAGCCUGCAAGCCUAACUGAUACACUCCAUUUCACCAAUGGAAACAGAACAUGUCAUCUUUGGAAUCCAGGCUAGUUUGACCAUGUAUACGUGGUUAGAAUGUAACUAUUUAUUAAUAUACAGACUGCUCUGUAAUGGAAGGUUAUAAAGAAACUGUUCAUUAAUUAACACUGACUGGUGUAAAUAUCUAUUGUACCCUGGAAGCCAAACUGAAUUGUUCCAAAACGGUACAAUUCUGUUCUGAUUCCAGGCUAAUAAAUAAUAUCUAUGUUGAAAAUGUUUGAAAUGACGAUUAAAACGUAGACAGAUUAAACUGUUUGCUUGAACUCUUUGCUGUAGGUCACCUUGUACCUCUUAUAAAAUAACUCUACUAUAAUUCUGCUGAUAAUGUUUUGGAUCGUUAUUUUUGGGAUUGUUAUUUUUCUCAAUUUAUAGUUGUGAAAAUGUUGCUGUUCAGGAUCGUCUACUUAUUCUCGCUGUGUGUUGCAGCCAUAUUGCAUUUCAAAAGUGACCGUGACUCAAGUAGCUUUUGAAUGAAAUCAAAUUAAUUUAUGCAUGAUUAACAUGAAAUUAAAACGAAAGAUGACGAAAGA